GGUCCCCGCCAGUUGGAGAGCGAGUGAAAUAAACGCGGCUUUAUUCUGUUUGGCAUUUGCUGUAAUUAACUAUUUAGACAUAAAUACUAUAAAAAUGGUGCUACCGCUUUUGCAACGCUCUACGCUUCGUGGCGUCCAACAGUUGACCAAGCCAUGGGCGAGCGCAGCGUGCAGUCUUCGUAUGGCAUCGCAGGAGUUUCGCGUGGAGAGCGACACGUUCGGCGAGCUGAAGGUGCCCGCUGAUAAAUACUAUGGCGCCCAGACAAUGCGCUCCCAGAUCAACUUUCCCAUUGGCGGACCCACCGAACGCAUGCCGAAACCCGUUGUCCAGGCCAUGGGCAUCUUAAAGAAGGCCGCUGCGGAGGUCAACAAGGAGUUCGGCCUUGACGUCAAGGUUAGCGAGGCCAUCUCGAAGGCCGCCGAUGACGUUAUCUCCGGCAAGCUGUACGACGAUCACUUUCCCCUAGUCAUCUGGCAGACAGGCUCCGGCACCCAGAGCAACAUGAAUGUGAACGAGGUCAUCAGCAAUCGCGCCAUUGAGUUGAUGGGCGGCAAGCUGGGCUCCAAGACGCCCGUGCACCCGAACGAUCAUGUGAACAAGUCGCAGAGCUCCAACGAUACCUUCCCCACGGCCAUUCACAUCUCGGUCGCCCUGGAGUUGAACAACAAUCUGAAGCCGGCGAUCAAGACGCUGCACGAUGCGUUGGCCGCCAAGUCCAAUGAGUUCAAGGACAUCAUCAAGAUUGGCCGCACCCACACCAUGGACGCUGUUCCCCUGACCCUGGGCCAGGAAUUCAGCGGCUAUGCCCAGCAGCUGGCCUACGCUCUGGAACGUAUCGAUGCCUGCCUGCCCCGUGUCUACGAGCUGGCUUUGGGCGGCACGGCCGUCGGCACCGGCCUGAACACGCGCAAGGGCUUCGCCGAGAAGUGCGCCGCCAAAAUAGCCCAGCUGACGGGCCUGCCCUUUGUCACUGCCCCCAACAAGUUCGAGGCUCUAGCUGCACGCGAUGCCAUGGUCGAGGUGCACGGUGUACUGAACACCAUUGCUGUCAGCCUCAUGAAGAUCGGCAACGAUAUCAGAUUCCUGGGUUCGGGACCGCGUUGCGGCUUGGGUGAGCUCUCACUGCCAGAGAACGAGCCAGGCAGCUCCAUCAUGCCAGGCAAGGUGAAUCCCACACAGUGUGAAUCCCUGACCAUGCUCGCCGCUCAGGUGAUGGGCAACCAGGUGGCCGUCACUAUCGGCGGUGCUAAUGGACACUUCGAACUGAACGUGUUCAAGCCACUGAUUGUCUCCAAUGUGCUGCGCUCCAUUCGUCUGCUCUCCGAUGGCAGUCGAACCUUCACGGCCAACUGUGUGAACGGCAUAAAGGCCAACAAGGAGAACAUUGCCAAGAUCAUGAACGAGUCGCUGAUGCUGGUAACGGCGCUCAAUCCCCACAUUGGCUACGACAAGGCGGCCAAGAUUGCGAAGACGGCACACAAGAACGGAACGACACUGAAGGAGGAGGCCAUCAAUCUGGGCUACCUGACGGAACAGCAGUUCAAUGACUGGGUGCGACCAGAGGAGAUGCUGGGACCCAAAUAGACAUUGCUUUAUACCCAUUUAGAGCUAAGCGUAAAGUCGACCUUGCGUUAGCUGUCAGAAUGUAUUUGGAAGCUAGACGGCAUGCGUGUGUCCGAAUUGUUCAGUCUCACUCCGAAAAUUCAAUAAAAAUCAUAAUUUUUUCGUCUUGAACAUAAACUUUAUGAAAAGAAA
Molecule: messenger RNA, 1756 nt
Organism: Drosophila navojoa
Lineage: Eukaryota; Metazoa; Arthropoda; Insecta; Diptera; Drosophilidae
Gene: Fum1
Product: Fumarase 1
Biological process (GO): fumarate metabolic process; tricarboxylic acid cycle; malate metabolic process
Cellular component (GO): mitochondrion
Molecular function (GO): fumarate hydratase activity
Source: RefSeq, a predicted model, not a curated record